ACGGCGCACGUACGCUCGCCGUGCCCCCGGCGUGAUCCGGCCGGCCGGAUACGCAUACGCUCGCGUGCACGGGCGGCACGGCGCCCGCACACGCGACCCCCGGAGCGCCUCCCUUUCUUAUGCGUCUCCUUCCAACCCGGGGGGCUCAGCCGCUCAGACGCAGGCUCCCACCCGCGGAUCACGCCGCGGCCAAACCGUUGCCCCCGCUUCACACACAAGUUUCCCCCGGGCGUUUGACUCCCGCGCGCCGAGAGCGAGGGGUUCUAGCCGUUUGCCCGUUUCCUCCUACUCCUCAGUGGUGGAACUGGAACGGCAGCGCCCGGUUCUGGGGCUGGCUGAUUGCUCCCUUUCCCCGCUCCUCUUUCCCUGGCGCGGCGCGGAUGGGCUGCAAGGGGUCCAAGCACGCGGCGCUGAGCGGGGGCGGCGGGGCGCCGGAGCCGCGGAGGCGCUCGGGGCGCCUGCCGCCGCGGCACUCCGUCGCGCUGCGGUCGGCCGCGCUCGGGACUCUCAGCCUCGACCGCGCCGCGGCGGCGGCGGCGGCCGGCGCGGCCGUGGGCGUGUCCCUCGGCGCCGGCGCCGGCGGCGGCGGGGUCGAGGGGAUGAUGAAGGCCGGCAACGACGCGGGGAAGCUGCUCGGGCCGUCGCGGUCGUUCGCCGGGUGGCGCCCGGCGACGCCACCAGCCGUGGCGGCGCCGCCGAAGCGGCAGAAGAGGGCGGCCGUGGUGGCGCCGCGGACGCCCAGCAAGACGCCGGUGCGCGAGCCCCCCGAGGAGAUCAACGUGUGGGAGCUCAUGAAGGGGCUCGACGACGACGACCACGGUGAUGAUCAAGAGGAGGACCGCGAUCGCACCCAGUGCGUGGAGCGGAAGGCGCGGUCGGCGCCCGGCUCGCCGGUGUUCGAUCCGGAAAUCCUGGACGCGUUCCGGAAGGCGCUCGACUCGCCUCUCCCUGACCUCGUCAAACGCGGCGGCGACGUCGAGAAGCGCGAGAUUCAGAUGUUCCCGGGCAUCGUGCGCGCGCGGGUCAGCGUGCUGCAGGAAAAGAUCAGCGCCAAGACGAAGCUAGCCAAGAAGGCCUCGCCGCCGCCGCCGCCGCCGGAGAGCGCGGGCCGGGUCGUGCUGUACCUCACCAGCCUCCGCGGGAUCCGGCAGACGUACGAGGACUGCUGGUCCACGAGCGCCAUCCUGCGCGGCUACGGCGUGCGCGUCGACGAGCGCGACCUGUCGAUGCACGCCGGGUUCAAGGACGAGCUCCGCGCCGCGCUCGGCUGGGGCGCCCGGCCGCCGCCGCUCCCGCAGGUGUUCGCGGACGGCCGGCACCUGGGCGGCGCCGAGGAGGUCCGCCGCCUGCACGAGGCCGGGGAGCUGGCGGCGGCCCUCGGGGCCUGCGACCCGGCGCCGCGCGCCGGCAAGGGGGCCGGCGACGCGGCAGAGGUCUGCGGCGGCUGCGGCGGGGUGCGGUUCGUGCCGUGCGACGCGUGCUCCGGCAGCUGCAAGGUGUUCGCGGGCGACGAGGACGGCGCCGGCGCCGGCGCGUUCAGGCGGUGCCCCGAGUGCAACGAGAACGGGCUGGUGAGAUGCCCCGUCUGCUAGCGGCGCUGCGCGAUUUCCUUUCUCUUGAGUUGGUGUGGAAUUUUUGGCGAGCCAUGUUGUUCAGUGUGCUGUUCCCCGAUCGUGAAUGUGAUCGACGACCACUUGUACAGAUCAAGAGAAAAACAAGAGCAGCGUCUUGGGAUUCCGAUGAGAAUUUCAGUGUGAAUGAAUGGCCAAAAGCUCUAGUCCGGAGUCAACAA
Molecule: messenger RNA, 1792 nt
Organism: Panicum virgatum (switchgrass)
Lineage: Eukaryota; Viridiplantae; Streptophyta; Magnoliopsida; Poales; Poaceae
Exons: 1
Coding region: 120-1592 (490 amino acids)
Source: RefSeq, a predicted model, not a curated record